Bicyclus anynana (squinting bush brown) is the source of this 2734-nucleotide messenger RNA. Its product is annotated as PI-PLC X domain-containing protein 1. The transcript is spliced from 6 exons. The coding region runs from base 610 to 1845 and encodes 411 amino acids. NCBI's taxonomy places the organism in Eukaryota, Metazoa, Arthropoda, Insecta, Lepidoptera, Nymphalidae. The record is from RefSeq and is a predicted model, not a curated record. Gene Ontology annotation, molecular function: phosphoric diester hydrolase activity. Gene Ontology annotation, biological process: lipid metabolic process.
CUAGCUAAUCUGUAUUUCUUAACAGCAGAUACAAACCUGCUUUUGAGAACUAAGAUGAUUCUACUUUAACGUUUAACGUUUAACAUUGUUAUUUAAAAUUUUACUUUACGAUAAUAUUCAAACUUAAACAGGCUGUGGCGUUGACUCUCAGAUAUCUGCCAUCUAAGGGGUUAUUCUCAAAGAGCGUCUUCAUUACUGAAGGUCGGCGGUCAGCUUUAUAGACUUUUCUUUGUCAAUGGCUAGGCGGAAAAGUUCUUCAACUGUCUUCAAGCCAGUCCACUGUAUGUUUUAUAGCCAGGACUUCUUCCAUCUUCAUACUCCUCUUUUGCCUGCAAUCUUGCCCAUCAUAAUAGUUUGAAGAAAACGGUAUAUGUCGCGACGCAUUAUAUCGUAUCAAAGGGGUAACCAUUAUUUUUAUUAAAUACAGAGACAAUAUAGAUAAUUAAUUCAUUGUCAUUCACUGUACUAGAGUUACAAGAAUUUUAAAUUGCCAUUCACUAUACUAGAGUUACCCGCAGUUACAUUUUAACAACGCAUUCGGACUUGACACUGAAAUAUUAAGCGUGUUUUUAUAACCGCAUCGUGUUCGGUGUACAGUAUUAGGUAGUCAUGUUACGUAAGCCGAGAAUGGAAGUAGAAGACUUUAUUAACACGUCCACUCGCCUGACUAUCGUCAUUACCGUUGUGUUAUUACGUCGAACGGACAGACACGCAAACUACAUUGGUCUUUUCAACGGCAGACCUUUGUCUUGGAAUAAUGCUUUAACCACCUUCCCCGUCAACUCAGCCGUGGGUUUUGUUAUCACAAACAUUUCCCUGGGCGAUGGUAACUUACCGGGUGGCUGGCAAAGCAGCAGCGGUCUCAAAGGCCCACAUUGUCUAUGGCCCUGGGUUGGUGCUGGAAACAGCUUUAUACAAUCCUUCAAUUGCCUAAAGAUUCAACCGACUUGGAUGGAAGAUAACGCGAGCCAAAUCAACAAACUGCGUAUAGGCGAUUUAGCCAUACCAGGCACCCACAACGCUGGCGCGUGGAGGUUUGAUACAGAGGUCAGCACGGUGGAGCGAGACAGCUUCGUGCUGUGCCAAGAUCGCUCCAUCUGGGCCCAACUGGUCUACGGCAUCAGAUAUUUUGACUUCCGUAUUGCGUACUACGACUUUUACAGCCGAGAAGAGGACAGAUACUGGCUGAAUCACAAUCUAAUUCGUGUCCGUCCCUUAGUGCCACUAUUGAGAGAAAUACGAGCAUUCCUAGAUAGUACUAGAGAGGUUAUAUUCCUCGACGCCCAUCACUUCCCUGUCGGCUUCUACCAUCAAAACGGCGCACCGAUUCAACACGUCCACCGCGGCUUGAUCAAUAUGAUCCAGAGAGAGUUGGGACCCCACAUAGCGUCUGCGAUACAAUUCGCUACUAAUCCUGGGACAAGAGGACCUACACUGCAGGCCCUUUUAAACGCCAAUAGACGACUGCUCUUCAGUUAUGUCGACAAUAGUAUCGUUGCUGGGAAUAGAUGGCUGUGGCCGAUUUUACCUCAUCUCUGGGCAAACACCAAUAGCCCUACAGAACUCUUCCGUUUCCUGGACACCAUGAUCGACCGAUCACCGCUGCCUACUGCUCGUUCGCCUUUAUUCUCAGCCAUGGCACAAACAACUCCAACAGUUUUAGACAUCCUACUUGUUAGAGGCUCACUGAGAGAAAACGCCGAUGCUGUGAAUAGGAAUGUCACAGCCCGCCUUAAAACUCGUUGGCGGAAUAACGCCAACAUUGUUUCUACGGACUUCUUCCUUGGAAGCGAUGUCACGGACGUCUCGAUAGCGCUCAGCGUGGAAAGAUCCAAUCGGUUAUGACGAAACAGCGGAAUACGUUUCCGAAGUGGCGGAAUAGUUGUUAAGUCUCAUCGCGCUCAACUGCAGUUCUAUGGUCGUCGCUCUUCAGGACUUCCACUUACAAAGUACCACCGAAACCGUUCUAAAAAGCUUUGAUGAUUCCAUACAAAUUGAGGAAUUUAUUGUCACUGAUCGGACACUCUCGGUACAUGCUUUAACACUGCCUGAUGUUUUAAUGUAAGAUAUUCCGGCUAUAACAAUGUAGUGAGAUAAAUUAUAAAUACACCCUAAUAGGGAUGAUGACAGUUUUUUAAAUUGUAUAUAAAUUAAGAGUAAAGCAAUUUUGUAAAAGGAACUAAUAGUAAAGCAAUUUUGUAAAAGGAACAGGGUAUCUGAGAUCAUUACUUUCGGAGCUACAGGGAUUUAAAGAGUCAGAUUUGCGGCGCUGCCGCGGAUCCCUGAAAAACGCCCCGUACAAAAUGGCUCGAAAAAAUGACGUCAUAGGCAAUGUAAUGAUCGUUAGAUUUGUAUGCGAGUUCAAACAAAAUUACUAAUAUCUUUGUUAUUUGUGCGUUUAUCUUUACAGUUCAUAUAUUAAAAAAUGUCAUAUUUAAUGUAAGGAAGCUAAAACUGUAUAAAUUUUCAUCUAAUUACGAUAAAAAAAAUUUAAUAGUUUUUGAAAUUUUAUAAUCUCAUUUAUUUUGCAAAUAUCCAGACAAUCUUUGCUUUUUAUGUAUAAAUUAGUUAACAUUGACACUAUUUACCCGAAUGUAUCAUAAAAAUCAAUAUAUUCAAACCUAGUCAUCAUCCCCAUUGUUAAGAGUGAACUAGUCCAUCUUUACUUGGUAAGAAACAAUUUAUAUAAUGAAGCCAAAAAUAAACAUACAAAAUAAAUACUUUUAUUUUAAAA